AUGGCGCGCUGGAUCGCCAAUGCAGGCCCGGCUGGUGUGCCGCUGGCCUUGGCGACGAUCCGCGAGCAUGUCGCCAACAUGGCUCGCGGCAUGUCGCUGCCUCCUACCUUCCGCUGCUCUAUUGGAUGGGUCCGUCGUGCCUUGCGCCGCCAGGGUGUAAGGUGCAUUGCGGCUUGUGGCGAGGCGGCCGACCAGGACCUCGCCGCCGUCCGUACGACUCAGGAGAAGCUGCCGCAGCUCCUCAUGCAUCUCUCUGUCAGGCCGCGCGACACCUACAAUUUCGACGAAACCGCCAUCUACAUUUCGGUGCUGCCUCGCAAGACAUACGGCGCCAGCCGUGUGGCGGGGAGGAAGGAGGUCAAAGACCACCUCACCGUCGGCUUCCUCGUCAACGCCGACGGCACUCACUCCUUCCGCCCGUUGGUGAUCUCCAAGGCUAGGCGUCCCCACGACUUCCGCCCCGACUUCGACCCGGAGGAAUUUUGCUACUGGCGCAACACCGCCAAGGGGUGGAUGACCUCACCGCUUUUCACGCUCUUCAUUAAGCAGCUGAACGCCACCAUGUAUGCCGAGGAUCGGCACAUCGUCAUUCUGCUCGACAACGCGAGCAGCCACGUCCUCACCUCCCGCGGUGCGACAUCCGAGGAUCUCUUUGGCUUCCGCACGCGCUCGCUCUCGAACGUCCGCCUGGUGUAUCUCCCUCCCAACACCACCUGCUUCACCCAGCCCCUCGAUCAGGGGCUCAUCGCGAUGGCGAAGGCGCGCUACCGGCAGCAUUGGCUCCGUGCCUUCACCGCUCGCUGGAAUGCCGAUGGCGCAACUACCCGCCUGGCGCGCUUCAAGCCCAAUCUCCGCGACGUCGUGGCCUGGCUCAACGACGCGUGGAUGAAUAUUGAGCACCGCACUAUUCAGAGGUGCUGGUGGCGCACCGGCAUCCUCCCGCGUGCGUGGGCAAUGGAGCUUGCUCACGUGGGCGACGACACCGCUGGAGCGGGCACGGCCGCGGACAUCGGGCUUGACGAGGAGAUCGGGGACGUAGGCAUCCUCAUCGAUCGCCUCGGACUCGGCACGAGCGCCAUGCCGGCCGCGGAACUGGUUGCCAUCGACGACAACCAGCCGACAUGCGCGGAGCCGGGAGAGGAUCCGCUCGCGACCGAGCCACCGCGCGGCACCUCCGCUGAGACGUGGGAGGCCCCCGCCACCAUGCAAGCUAUCUAUGACGACAGCAACCCCGAGUCCCGCGAGGCACGGCGCUACGCUCGAGCGGCCUCCGAGAUGCUUAUUGGCUACGCGAAGGCGACAUGCAUCACCCCGCGCGACCUGUGCGCGCUCUUUGACAUCCGCAACCCCAUCAUCAGUGCGCGGAUGGAGCGCGCCAGCCCGCCGAUUAACCUCAACAUGAGCCCCCCGCCAUCCGCGGCUGAGUGCGCGACGCCCCCGGCCGAGACACCUCAAGCGGGUUUAUCGGCUAUGGCGAUCGAGGAUUCGAAGAAGCGCAAAGCGGACGACAAGGGCGCCAACGGCGCGUCCGGCUCCGGUCGUCACCACACCAGGUUCGAGGACACGCCCGCGGCGCUCACGGCGCAUCAGGCGCGCAUGCUCGUCGACGUCAUGAAGGACGGCGACGUUCGCGAAGCGCUGGUGAGCGCGGCGAUGUCGCACGGCGACGUCGCCGACGCGAUCAUGGAGGUGGUGGGUCGCGACCGGCAGCAGCGGCGACUCUUCGUGCGCGGGCUCGACUUAAACACCACCGAUGAGACGCUUCGCCGAAUCUUCGAGUCCUUCGGGAGCGUCGAGGACCUCCAGUUCCGCUUCGUUUCCCGCGUUGAUCCCGUCUCCCCGUCUCCCCCGCCCCGGCUCCGUGCGCAGAUCAUCAAGGAGAAGGGGACGGGUCGCUCGCGCGGCUUCGGCUUUGUCACCUACCGCUCGCUGCGCGGCACCAUUCGCGCCUUGGAGGAGCCCUCCAAGCUCGUCGACGGGCGAAUGGUCGUCUGCCAGCUGGCGUCGCUCGGCCCAAGCGGCGGCUCGGCGAGCGCUGACGUGGCGGCGCGGAAGAUUUUCGUGGGAAAUGUCCACGUGGAGCUUUCGUCAGAGCAGCUGCUGUCGUUCUUCUCGCAGUACGGAGAUAUCGAGGAGGGCCCGAUCGGAUUCGAUAAGAGCACGAGCAAGAGCCGCGGGUACGCGAUCUUCGUUUUUAAGACUGCGGAAGGUGCGCAGAAUGUUCUGCAGGAGCCGAAUAAGAUUAUUCAUGGGCAUCAGGUGUUUUGCAAGCUCGCCGGGGAAAACAGAGGCAAGCAGCAGCAACAGCAGCAGCUGCAGCAGCAGCCGGGGCUUAUGAUGCUACCAGGGGUGGCGGAAGCGGAGCAGCAGGGGUAUGCGCAGAUGGUGUUUUAUGGGGGGGACGCGCAAGCCGCCGCUUACGCCGCGUACGCGCAGCAGGCGCAGGCGCAGCAGUUCCAGGCGGUUCCGCAGCAGCAGCAGGUGUAUCAGGUGGCGGACGUGUACGCGCAGCAGGCGCAGGCGCAGGCUCAGGCGGAGGCGCAAGCGCAAGCGCAGGCGCAGGGGCAAGUUGCGCUGCAAGCGCAGUACUACCAGCAAGCGCCCGCCGCCGACGCCGCGUAUCAGCAGCCCGUAGCUGGUUACCAGCAACAGGCCGCGACUGGUUACCAGCUACAGGCCGCGACUGGUUACCAGCAGCCCGCAGGUGGUUACCACCAGCAGCAGCAGCAGCCUGUGUACGUAACGCCUGCUGUGGCCGCCCCAACCCUCGCAGCCAUCCCCGCCGCCCCCCAAGCGGCGCAGAUGCAGCCUGCGCUUGCCGCGCCCUCCCCCCAGGGUUACCCCGCGCAAGCGGCGCCCGCGCAGGGCUACUAUGCGCCCCAGGGGGCAGUGCCCGCGCAGGGCGGAUACGUGCAAGCGGGGGUUGCGCCGCAAGGGGGGGUUUACUACCCGCUGCAGGCACAGGCGCAGGGGCAGGCGCAGGGGCAGGCGCAGGGGCAGAUGCAGGGGCAGAUGCAGGGACAGAUGCAGGGACAGAUGCAGGGGCAGAUGCAAGGGCAGGCGCAGUUUCAGGGGCAGCAGCAGGGAGGGAAAAGCGGCGCUGGGGAAGCUUCCCCCCAGCCUGGCGCAGCAGCAGCAGGAGGGGCUGCCGGGAGGCCUGGUUACCAGGUAACACCGCAGCUGCAGGCGCAGCAGCAGCAGGGGGCAGGGCAGCAGCAGCAGGGAGUGGUGUAUGCGGGGUACUAUGGAGCGCAGUAG
Closterium sp. Yama58-4 is the source of this 3258-nucleotide messenger RNA. NCBI's taxonomy places the organism in Eukaryota, Viridiplantae, Streptophyta, Zygnematophyceae, Desmidiales, Closteriaceae. The record is from the annotation of a GenBank genome assembly.